AUGCUCUUUCGUCUUUAUUUUCUAAAUUAUUCUCACUCUUUUAUUUCUUUUUAUUUCGCUCAUAAUAUUUUACAAGCACAAUAUUUCUCUUGUUCUCACAUUUUCAGUCUCGUUCUUUCACUCUCUCUUCCUUUCUCUCUCUUCCUUUCUCUCUCUAUCUUUCUCUUUCCUUUCUCAUUAUUUUAUAUAAGCGCAUAUUCUUUCACCCUCUCUCGUAACACUACACUUUCGUACACCCAUUUUUGUGUGUCUCUCUCUCUAAUUAUUUUGCAUGAAAGCAACUUCUUUGUCACUCUCUCGAAACACUACUCUCACCCUUUUUCUCUUUCUCUCGUUUACUCCUCUCUCAGUUGUUCACCAUUUCUUUCACUUUCUGAUUAUUUGAGAUCAAUGAUUCUUCUUGCUAACUCUCUCUCUCUCUCACACACACUCUCAAAAUACCUUCUUUCGUUUCUCUUUUGGUCUAUCCAGCUUUCUCUUAGUACUUCACAUGAAAGCAUCAUCUUUCUCACUCUUUCGUACCACCUCUCUCUCUCUCUCUCUCUCUCUCUUUCUCUUUCUCUCUCUCUCUCUCUUUCUAUCUAUCUAUCAAUCUAUCUAUCUAUCUAUCUAUCUUCAUGUUUCAUUAGCACACAUAUCUAUUCUUCUCUGUUUCUGCUCGUCCAUUGUUCUCCUUUGUUCAUUUUUUAUUUCACAUCCAAUUAUUUCUUUCUCACUCUCUCUCUCGCUCGUCCAUCCCUCUCUCCUUUGUACUAUCUUUUUCUUUCUGUCUCUCCCAUUAUUUCACAUGAAAGCAUCUUCUUUCUCUCUCUCGCUCGUCCAUCCCUCUCCCCUUUGUACUAUCUUUUUCUUUCUGUCUCUCCCAUUAUUUCACAUGAAAGCAUCUUCUUUCUCACUCUCUCGUACACCUCUCUCUCUCCUUUGCUAUCCCUCUCUCCUUUGAUCUGUCUUUCUCUUUCUGUCUCUCUCUUUAUUUCAUAUGAAAGUAUUUUCUUUCUCACUCUUUCCUACACCCCUCUUUCCAUUGUUCUCUCUGUCUCUCUCUUAUUAUUUCUCAUGAAAGCAUCUCCUUUCUCACUCUCUCGUAACACUAUCUAUAUCUGUAACUCUCGUACGCUAUCUCUUCAUUAUUUUCUGGGUCACUUUCUUUCACUCUCACUCUCACUCCUCCUUUUACUCUCAUUAUUUAAGUCACUUUCAUUAUUUCACAGGCACAAUUCGCAUCUUCUUUUUCACUCUUUCGUACACCCCUCUUUCCAUUGGUCUCCCCCUCUCUUUCUCUCUAUCUCUCUCUCUAUCUCUCUUAUUAUUUCACAUGAAAGCAUCUAUUUUUUCACUCACUUCUACACCCGUCUCUCUUUCGAUCUGUCUUUCUCUCUCUCUCUCUCUCUCUCUGACUCUCAUACGUUCUUCCUCGUCCUUAUUUUCCCUUACAGCUUACGUCUUUUUUCUCUUUUCUCCUUUUCUCUCACUCCUUUCUCUCUCUCUCUCUCUCUCUCUGACUCUCAUACGUUCUUCCUCGUCCUUAUUUUCCCUUACAGCUUACGUCUUUUUUCUCCUUUCUCCUUUUCUCUCACUCCUUUUCUCUCUCUCUCUUUCUCUCUCUCUCUUUCUCUCUCUCUCUCUCUCUCUCUGACUCUCAUACGUUCUUCCUCGUCCUUAUUUUCCCUUACAGCUUACGUCUUUUUUCUCUUUUCUCCUCUCUCUCUCUCUCUCUCUCUCUCUGACUCUCAUGCGUUCUUCCUCGUCCUUAUUUUCCCUUACAGCUUACGUCUUUUUUCUCCUUUCUCCAUUUCUCUCACUCCUUUUCUCUCUCUCUCUCUCUCUCUCUCUUACUCUUUCAUUCUCUCUCUUUCUCUCUUUCACAAGUUUACACACACACACUCACCCUUUUUCUCAUUUUCUAUUGCCCGAACUCUUUCUCUCCUUUUAAUUCGUUCUCUUUUACUAUUUCAUAUGCUCGUUUCUUCAUUCUCACUCUCUCUUACACACACACACACACUCUCUCUCUCUCUCUCUCUCUCUCUUCUUUGUUAA
Messenger RNA from Acanthosepion pharaonis, 2037 nucleotides. The record is from the annotation of a GenBank genome assembly. Lineage: Eukaryota; Metazoa; Mollusca; Cephalopoda; Sepiida; Sepiidae.